GGAACAUGGUGGAGAGAACACAAUGAAACCUGGGCUUAGAAAAUAUGUCUGUGAUCUCACAAUGGACCCAAACACAGCACACAGACUCCUCUGUCUGUCUGAGGAGAACAGAAAGGUGACAUGGAGGAGAAAGAAGCAACAGCCGUAUCCUGAUCACCCAGAGAGAUUUAAGGACUGGCAGCAGGUGCUGUGUAGAGAGGGUCUGACUGGGCGCUGUUACUGGGAGGUAGAGUGGAGUGGGAGAGGUGCUGUUAUAGGAGUGACAUAUAAAGGAAUCAGCAUGAGAGAAGGGGUUAAUGACUGUUGUCUUGGAUACAAUGACAAGUCCUGGAGUCUGGACUGCUCUGACAAAAGUUACACUGCCUGGCACAAUAAUAAUUACACUACCAUAGACGUCCCCUCCUCCAGCCCUCACAGAGUAGGAGUGUAUCUGGACUGGCCAGCCGGCACUCUGUCCUUCUAUAGAGACUCCUCUGACACACUGACCCACCUGUACACAUUCACCUCCACAUUCACUGAGCCCCUCUAUCCAGGGUUUUAUGUUUGGUAUGUUGACUCUUCAGUGUCCUUGGAAAUAAUAACCUGAUACACACAGGACACACACACACACUGGAAACACACACACACUGGAAACACACACACACAGACACACACACACAUACACUGGACACAUAUACAC
Oncorhynchus mykiss (rainbow trout) is the source of this 679-nucleotide messenger RNA. The record is from RefSeq and is a predicted model, not a curated record. NCBI's taxonomy places the organism in Eukaryota, Metazoa, Chordata, Actinopteri, Salmoniformes, Salmonidae.